Sebastes umbrosus (honeycomb rockfish) is the source of this 2334-nucleotide messenger RNA. RefSeq names its product ras association domain-containing protein 7-like. The transcript is spliced from 4 exons. NCBI's taxonomy places the organism in Eukaryota, Metazoa, Chordata, Actinopteri, Perciformes, Sebastidae. The record is from RefSeq and is a predicted model, not a curated record. Bases 573 to 1718 code for a protein of 381 amino acids. Gene Ontology annotation, biological process: signal transduction.
UAAUUAAAGUAUUUAUUCUAGUAGGCCUACCAUGUAACCAUGUAGGCAUACCAAGUAAAAUGUUGAGGCCCACUUUACUCAAGUUUUUCCAUUUUAUGCAACGGUUAAAUUAUACUGCAAUUAAUUUCAGAGAGAAAUAUAUGUUUUACUGCACUACAGUUUUUUUUCCAUAAUAAUUUAUUAGAAAUAACCCUCAACCAUUGCCGAUGCAAAAAGGAUAACAAAAGGACAACAUUCAAUUUAAAAAAAAGAAGAAAAAAGAGGAUAAACAAAUCAAACUAAAAUAAAUAAUAAUAAAUAAAAAACACAUUGACAGUAGUAUUUACUCUAGUAGGCCUACCAUAGCUAAGUAACAUGUUGAGGCCUACGUUACUCAAGUGUUCCCAUUUUAUGCAACUGUUACUUAUGUUACUAAUACUCCGUCGUAUUGAACAGAUAAAAAUGUGUGAAUGAAUUGCGAUUAACUAUUUUAGUGUAUUGACAGCCCUAGUUGUUAGUUAUGUAGACCUCGGUUACAGGUAGUUUAAUGAUGUGUCCGUGUGUCUCCGUGCAGGUGGGGCUGCAGGUGAGUGAUGGAGCUGAAGGUGUGGGUGGAGGGCGUGGUCAGAGUGGUGUGUGGCCUAUCACUGAACACUUCCUGCCAGGAUGUCGUCAUAGCUCUCGCACAAUCAAUUGGUCAGACGGGUCGGUACGUUCUCAUCUUGAAGCUACGAGGGACGGAGAGACAGCUCGUAGCUGAUGACCGUCCUCUUGAGCAUCUGGCUCAGCUGGGACAGCUGGCUGCAGACGUCCAGUUCAUCCUGCGGAGGACCGGUCCCAGCCUCAGCGAUGGUCAGGUCACGCCCGCUAGAGACGGACGUUUUCCCCCGCCCGGACCACCAGAACCGGAGCCCCUCAAACGCAGCGAGCCACACAAGGCUCUCACCUUCAGUCUGGGUCCCUCAACACAUCCCAAGAGGACUAAACCGAACCGGGCCUCCCCAGAACCCAGAGCUUCCCCCGUCUCUUUCCUGGAGCCUCUCGACCCUGUGAAGGCGAUCCGCUCCUCUUCCUCUUCCUCCUCCAAAGAGGAGGCGUUCAGGCAGAUUCUGCAGCAACAGAGGAGGCUACAGGACCUGGAGGUCCAGCUUCAAGCUCUGGAGACUGAGGUGUGGGAGCGGGAGAGGUCACCUGGUCCCAGUCUGGUUCCUGAGGGGGAACUGGAGGAACUGGAGCAGCGUCUGAGGCAGAACGAGGCAGAUCUGCUGCACAGAGAGCGGUGGGAGGAAGCGUUACAGACAGAGGUGGACAGAGAACACGAUAUGCACCGACGCCUGCAGCAGAUACAGUCAUCGAUAGAUGACGGCAGUUAUCAGAUGGAGGAGCUGCGAGCCCGUUCUGCACAUCUGGAGCAGGACAUCCGCCUCAAAGCCCACAGACGGAGCUCCGGGUCGGGCCAGCGGGAGGAGGAGGAGGCCCUGAGGCCUCUGAAACAGGAGCUCCUCCAUCGCCUGCAGCAGGCAGAACAUCUGGAUAAAACCCUGUCAGAGACACAGAGGGGUCUACAGACAGCGGAGGAGAAGCUGCAGGGCAGAUGGGAGAUGGUUGAGGAGCUGAAUAAGGAGCUGAGACAGUGUAAGCUGCAGCAGUUUAUCCAGCAGACUGGCAGUCCACACGCAGACCAGAUAAACCUGCCCGGCACUGAGGUUUACCUCAGCAACGCCGGCAUAAUGGAGUAGGAGCAACCGAGUCGCCGUACGUCAGCAGAUUACCAGGUGUACAACGAGUUCCUCUCCUUCAGUGAAACUAGUACCAUCCAUCCAUUAUCUGUCAGCUGACGUUGGGCGAAGACGGGGUACGCCCUGGACAGGACGCUGGGCAAUUUAGAGGCAACAAUGAACCUGACCUGCAUGUCUUUGGACUGUGGGAGAAAACCCACGCUGACAUGGGGAGAACAAGCCGGGUUUGAACCCUCUCGCUGUGAGGCGGCGGUGCCAACCACUGCAAAGUAGCACCACUGUGUUAAAAUACUAAAUUUCGUCCUGCUUUCUUGUUUUUAGUGGACCUGAGCUGCCCCCGUCCCUCUGGAACUCUGAAUACUCCCCAAACACAUCAGAGACGGCACCAACCUCUCCACACUUUUAACGUGUGAUUAAUGUUCUCAUUUAUGAUCAUUUGAACUGUCUAAAGUGUCUUUGAGUUUCAUGAAAAGCACGCAUUAUUACUAUUAGGGCCGUCAAAGUUAACACGAUAAUAACGCAAAUGUGUUUCAACGCCACUAAUUUCUGAGCAGUUUUAAAGCUAGAGUGAAGAGACUGGUAUCAUAUGAAACUACAAAAACCUAAGUCUGAAAGA